AGGAGGAGGAGGAGGAGGAUGAGCACCAGGGUGCUGAGCCCUGGGGGGCACAGAGCCCCCAGCAGCCCCCAGCAGACCUCAUCCAGACCUUGGACGUCCUUCCUCAUCCAGGACAUCCUACGAGAUGGGGUGGAGAGGGGAGAAAGGAUGGAUCAAGGUGGGAGACCUGAGGAUGGGAAGCAGCAGGAUGGCCCCGGAGCAUCCCCAGCACAGCCCCACGAUGUGAAUCCAGAUGCUGAGACCCCCCCGUGUGGCCAUGACCCCCCCCAGAAGGAGCUGCCCAGACCCCCCCGGCCAGCGAAGCGCUCGCGGGCGGCCUUCACCCACAGCCAAGUGUUGGAGUUGGAGCGGAACUUCAGCCGCCAGAAAUACCUGUCGGCCCCCGAGAGAGCUCACCUGGCCCAGAACCUGCAGCUGAGCGAGACGCAAGUGAAGAUCUGGUUCCAGAACCGCCGCUACAAGACCAAGAGGAGAGCGGGGGGCUCCGGCCUGGAGGUCGGGACCACUCACAAAGCAUCUGUUCUUCCCCCAGCCCCACUGCUGGCCCUGCACGGGGCCGCUCGCUGCCUGCCCUGCCUCUGUUACUGGAGCCCUGCUGCGUGGUGAGCGCCGUGCAUGGGGUGUUUUCCCCUCAAAUGGUGUUUUGUUUUUUUUUUUCCCCACCCCCAUGCCUUGUAGCCCUUGGUCAUGUUGAUUCAGAGAUGCGCCAUCGAGUUCAAGUGAUGCUCCGUGUUCUCUGGUGGAGAGCCAGCCCCUGCCAUCGCUAGGGUUUUAGCCAAAGAAUCAGAAAGCCAAAUUAUUAUUAUUACUAUUAUUAUUACUGUUGUUAUUACUACUAUUAUUAUUAAUAAUAAAUCCCCAAAGCUUUUACAAGGGUCGAUCCGCAGCAAAGAAUCCCACCCGAUGCUCAGCACCUUCUCAUUGCAUCACCAUCCUUUCUCAUUGCCAGGUUUCAGCCAGAGAAACAAAAAGCCAUGAAAGCUGAACAUCCCCAUAGCUUUUAACAACGCCUGCCGUGAUCAAACAUGGGGCAAUUUUGGGGGCAGAAAGCAAGAAAUUGUGUCUGCCUGCAGAAAGCAAUUCCCCAUCCAUCCCUCCAUAAGCACUGCGUGUCCCCCCAAUUCUUUGCAACCCCCACCAACUGGGUGAAGCACAACAGCUCACCCUGUGCACCAGCUGUUCCAUCAUGUGAUUUUUAAUUGUUAUCUUUAAAAAAAAAAA
Numida meleagris (helmeted guineafowl) is the source of this 1221-nucleotide messenger RNA. It is a transcript of the gene NKX3-1, whose product is annotated as NK3 homeobox 1. Gene Ontology annotation, molecular function: RNA polymerase II cis-regulatory region sequence-specific DNA binding; DNA-binding transcription factor activity, RNA polymerase II-specific. Gene Ontology annotation, biological process: cell differentiation; regulation of transcription by RNA polymerase II. NCBI's taxonomy places the organism in Eukaryota, Metazoa, Chordata, Aves, Galliformes, Numididae. The record is from RefSeq and is a predicted model, not a curated record. The coding region runs from base 19 to 606 and encodes 195 amino acids. The transcript is spliced from 2 exons. Gene Ontology annotation, cellular component: nucleus.